CUUAAUUUCAUGGUGGAGUUUUCCAUUUAUGAUGGAGCAGGUUUAAAAGACUCUAGACCGCUAUCUUCAGUAAACGAUAUCUCCACUGAGUCUGAGUUUCUAACAAUGGACUGGUCAGAUGGAGAUAAAGCUGUCAUCACGGUUGUUGCAAUAGAUAUUUUUAACAAGACCCUAAAUGACACUCUCACAAUUUAUCGAGACUCCACUCCUCCGAUUAUAGAGAACUUGUGGCUGACACGCGGGGACAGACUGAAUGUCAGUGUACACAGACUUGAGGACUUCACAGAAAUGACAAUUGAAUGGUUGGCUUAUGACUACCACAGUGGCAUCGAUAGCAUCUACUGGAGAUUGUACGAUAAUUUUACCGGAGAAAAUAUUCUUCAUGGCCACGAAGAUUUGUUUGCCCAAGGAUCAUCUAUAGAUAUCACUGAAUGUAUUCAGAAUUAUGGAAACUAUAGCAGAGGACCAAACUGCUACCAAACAAAUCACUGGGGAGCUUAUCAUAGACAUUUUCAAGUAAAACCAGAGGUUAAGAGAGAUGGAGGACUCGUCCAUGGCAAAGAUAACGGCUUACAUGACUCAGACUAUUUUCUUGAAGUAAAUGCAACAAACAAAGCUUUACUAUCUACAGUGUUAACCAAAAAGAUAACAAUUGACAUUUCACCUCCACAUGCGGGAACUGUACAAGACGGAAUCAGAGGAACUAGUGAGGUAGACUUCCAACAAAGUAAGACAUUAAACGUUCACUGGGACGGAUUCUUUGACAAAGAGAGUGGUGUCAUGUUCUACAUGUAUGGCUUCCACACGGAACCAAUUCCUGCAGUAGCUUUUCAAUUGAAUUCAAACAAUCAUAUUGUAAGGGAAACAUAUGCAACAGAAGUAUCUUACACAGUUGCUACUGAGGGGACGUAUUACGUUUGUGUUGUCGCCUACAAUCGAGCUCUGGAACCCUCUAAGCCGAUCUGCUCUGACGGCGUUACAGUGACUACAACGGUACCAAUUGUGUCAGAGGUGGACAUAACCAAUGCUUACGUUAGGGAAAGUUUGGUUACAGACAUAGGGAAAACAAAUUAUUGGGUCAUUAGUAAAAACAGACACAGAAGAUUAAUCACUAAUCCUACAGAUGAAUGUGUGAGAAAAGCUGUGCCAUUGUCUGACAUUGACAUCUUUCCUGUUGAAUAUCACCAAAAUGGUUCUUAUGUUCAAGUAAAUGGCUCAGAUUUCUGCUCCAAUACCUCCUCCAAAGCCGCCAUUUUAAGUAUUGUGUUAUCUAAAUCAUCACAUAUCAUCAUCACUUGGUCUGCCAAUGAAACAAACAUACAUGAUUACGAAGUUGGAUUAGCUACAGAAGCUGGAAGCCCAUCUCCAGAUUUGAUGGCAUUCAGAUCUACGAAUCAGCAUCGCCGUAUUCAUUUGAUGCAUACUAAUAUACCAGAAGGAGAACCUUUUUACUUUGUCAUUAAAACCAUUGGCAAAACAAACACUCAGGGAAUACAGUCUUUAGGACCUUGUUUUGUUGAUACAACACCGCCAGUAUUCUCCCCACCAGUAAAAAUAAGGCAUCAAAAUGGACACUUGGUCGUCACCUGGAAUGCAAGCAGUUUUAUUGAUGCAGAUGAUCCAUUUCCUCUUUCUCUUCAAUACGCUGUUG
Molecule: messenger RNA, 1651 nt
Organism: Saccostrea cuccullata (small rock oyster)
Lineage: Eukaryota; Metazoa; Mollusca; Bivalvia; Ostreida; Ostreidae
Exons: 8
Source: RefSeq, a predicted model, not a curated record